Molecule: messenger RNA, 3802 nt
Organism: Trichechus manatus latirostris (Florida manatee)
Lineage: Eukaryota; Metazoa; Chordata; Mammalia; Sirenia; Trichechidae
Gene: HAUS6
Product: HAUS augmin like complex subunit 6
Exons: 10
Coding region: 959-3127 (722 amino acids)
Biological process (GO): spindle assembly
Cellular component (GO): mitotic spindle microtubule; HAUS complex
Molecular function (GO): microtubule binding
Source: RefSeq, a predicted model, not a curated record
UGAGUUGGGUAUGAUCAUCAUAUUUAUCUACCUCCUUCCUACUUUUAUAAAUUCUAUUGAAGCAUAACAUGCCGACAAAAAAGUGCACAUAUUAUAAGUGUAUAUCUUGACAAAUUUUCACUAAGUAAACACACGCGUGUAACCAGCAUCCAGGUUAAGAAACAACCUUACCAGGACCCUAGACACCCCCUCAGUCCCCUUUUCACUCACGACCUGUUUAUCCUGAGUGUAAACAGUAUCCUGACUUCUUAGAGCAAAGAUUAGUUUUGCCUGUUUUUGAACUUUAUAUAAAUAGAAAUCUACAGAAUAUGCUCUUUUGUAUCGGCUUCUUUCACUGAACAUUAUGUUUGUGAUAUUUGUGUUGUUGUGUGUAGUUGUGAUAUGCCGUUCUCAUUGCUGUAUAAUAAUGUUCUAUUGUAUGAAUAUAGCACAGUUUACCCAUUUUACUCUAGGUGAAUCUUUGGGUUGUUUCCAGUUUUUAACUAUUAAAAAAAUAGUUCUGUGAGUAUUCUUGUACCUGAGUUUUAGUGAACAUAUGUUAGUAUAUACCUAAGAUUCUUUGCUUCUUAAGAAGCAGGCUUUUACAUAUUUUAACUUUUCUUAAACUUGAAUGACUCUUAAAAUUGAUGUGUAAUGUUAUUUCCCUCCCCACCCCAAAAUCUUUUAUUAGUUUUCCCUUAAAAAUCUCCAUUAGAUAAUGGCACAUCAGAAUACAGGAAAUGCUAAUUGCAUCUUGGUGGUAUAAGAUUGAUCAGAUUUGCUUUGAAAAUCAUAGUGAGCUAGAUUCUUCUAAGAAAUGCUUUGGUUUUAAAGCCCUUUUGUAAGUAAUAUCAGUGCCUUUAGACUGUUAAAAUACAGAUAUUUGAUUUUUUUCAUCAGAAAUUAUUCCAGUAAUACAUUUGUACCUAGGAAUGAACAUAAAUUUGUGUUUUACAUUUCUUAAGUGUAUGUUCAGACUAUGUAUAAUGUUUCCUCUCUGUCUCUGUUUUCAAAGGUUCGGUCGUUGUGGGCUUCAGUGAAUGAAACACUCAUGUUUUUGGAAAAAGAGAGAGAAGUUGUUAGUUCAGUCCUUAGCCUUGUUAACCAGUACUCUUUAGAUGGAACUAAUGUUGCUAUUAAUAUUCCAAGGCUCUUACUUGACAAAAUUGAAAAACAAAUGGGUCAGUUACACAUAGGAAAUGUUUAUGAGGCUGGAAAAUUGAACCUCUUAACAGUUAUUCAGUUAUUAAAUGAAGUUUUGAAAAUAAUGAAAUAUGAACAUUGUCAGGCUGACCAAGCAAGACUGACAAUUGACCUUCACUACCUUGAAAAAGAGACCAGAUUUCAGAGAGAAAGAUUAUCAGAUCUGAAGCAAAUGAGGUAUAAAAUAAAAGAAGAUCUUAUAACUAUAAGACGUUCUAUUGUUGAGAAACAAGGAGAAUGGUAUAAGAAGUGGAAAGAAUUUCUUGGUCUGUCUCCGUUCAGUCUAAUUAAAGGUUGUACUCCAGCUGUGGAUCUUUUACCACCCAUGUCUCCCCUUUCAUUUGAUCCUGCUUCAGAAGAAGUAUAUGCAAGGAGUAUUCUUUUUAAGUACCCGGCUUCACUUCCAGAUACAUCUAAACAAUGUAACCAAGAAAAUGAUUGCAGAAGAGAGAAGGAUACAUGGGGAACUGUAAAUGAGCUAGCCAACAGCCCUGCCUCCUUUCUUUUGCAGUCAGCUCCAUUAUCAGACAGAAAUAGUGUUACACUUCUUGAAAAGGACAUGAAGAUGAGAACUCCCAGAGAGAAAGAUGAAACAAUUUCUAAGAAAACACCUGAAUCUGAAAUGGAAGACUCUCCAUCAUCAGAUAUUGCAAAAAAUUCAGAGAGUAGUGCAGUUGGGGGGUCUCUGCCAGCCCAAAAAAGUGAUCCAUUCCAAAAAGAGCAAGAGCAUCUGGUAGAAGAGGUUGCCAGGGCAGUUUUAUCUGAUUCACCAAAGCUCUCUGAAGGAAAAGAUGUAAAAUUAGAGGAGUUAAUUGACUCUCUCAUUUCUAACCCGUUCUUAACGAGGAACCAAAUUCCCCGAACUCCAGAAAACUUGAUAAGUGAAAUUAGAAGUUCGUGGAGAAAAGCUAUUGAAAUGGAAGAUGAUGGAAGUACAGAACCAAUUCAGAUGGAUACUGAACAUAAAGAAGUUUUGCCAGAAUCCGUACCUGUGUUACAUAAUCAAACAGAAUUUAACAUGGCCAGUUUUCUUUCCACAACCACUGUAUCAGAUUUUAGUCAAUCUCAUUUGCCUGAAGAAAAAGUUGUUUCAGAUUGCCUCAAGUGUGUGUCUCAGAAACAUAUGGCAGCCAGUCACCUAGGUGACCCACCAACACAGAAUCAGUCAGAUUUGUUAAAUAAGAAAAUAAUUUGCGAGCAAGAUUCAGAAUGUAUGGCUUUACGGACCAAGCUGUCAGAAACUAGCCAAAUAUUCUCCCCUGCUGUACACAAUAGGAUAGAUGCGAUGGGUGGCAGUGAAAAGGAGUCUGUUGAAAUGUCAGACCACUUGCAAGCUUCUUAUAAAGAACCUUCCAUGCAAAAAACUAUGUUAUGGAACUCUUUUCAAAUAUCAAGUGGAAUUAGUUCUAAGAGUUUUGAUACUGAUUUUGGUAUAUUACAUGAAACUCUUCCAGAAGAAGUUGGUCACCUAAGUCUUAAUAGCUCCAAUAAUACAGAGGUCAGUUUUGAACUGGAACCAAAUAGUCCUAGGCAUAGUGGCAUUUUUCCAGAAGAUGUUGUGGGAGAAAUACGGACUACUCCAAAAUCAGAUUUCAAUUUGCAGGCUAUUUGCAGUAGAUACGAGGCUGUGAAAAAAUCUCUUUCCAAGAAGAAGGAAGAAUCUUAUCUCUCUUAUCCUGAAACACUUGAAAGACACAAAUCAGAAUUGAAUCUUACUCCCAAUAACCUGCAAACAGAUGAUAUGUUUAACUUUUUGGACACUCGAGGCUCGCACGCUGACUAUACAAAACCAUCUUUACGCAACUCCCUUGGUGAAAGAAAACGGUCUCUUUCACCACUAAUUAAGUUUUCUCCAGAGGAGCAAAGAUUGAGGACCACAGUACCACGUAGUCUUGGAGAAUUUCUACCUAAUUUAAAAGAAGAAGAAAUCCUGAAUAAGUCUUGAUGCAGAACAAUCUCCGUCUGAUUUGAAAAGAUAAUAAAGCAAUAGUACAGUUCACUAUGAUGCACUUAAAUGAACUUGUGGCACAGAAUAAAAACUAAAUUGUAAUUUAAAUACACAUUGGAAAUGUAACACUUUCUUUUUCAAAGUCUAAAAGUUCUUAAAUGCCUUUUAGCCUCCUCUAAUAUUUUUAGGUAAGGAAGUAUGUUUGGAUUUUCUCUGUUUAUAGCAGGAACAUGGGGUUGAAAUGUGAAAUAUUUAGAAAGCAAAAUGGAGAGUUAUGCAAAGACAUUUUGAUUUCUUGAAUAAUGUAAGCAUUAAGUAAAUGGCGAAAGUUGUAGUUUAAUUUAUUAUGUUGUAAUCUCAGUUCAUUAACAUAAGGGUGAGUAGUUUUUGAUGUUCUUUCAUUAAGUGGUUAAUGGAAUAGCCAUUGGAUAUACUGAUCUUUCCUUUUAGAGAAAUGUAUAACUUUUGUUUCUUUAUGGAACAUUCUGGUACUAACAGAAAAUGUGAGAAAAGUAGUGCCUUCUGAGUAUAGUCAAGAUGACAAAGCUUAAGAUUGAGAAAACUCUAAAUAGGCUUAAUGAUUAUUAGAUUGGUCCUGAGAAAUGAUGUUUGAUGGAAUAAAGUGCAUGUGAUGAUAAGUGAAGACUGGCGCAGAGUAAAUUUAGAAAAAAA